AUGUCGCUUCCCCCACCCGACGAGGAUUACCCACACCCCUUCCACCUUGACCCCGCAGAUGGCGAGAGCGCGCCCGAGGGCGUCCCGGAUCCGGUCACGGCGGCGGAGCUGCGCAUGUGCCGGCUGUCAGCGCAGCUGCGCGAGAAGGAUCGGUGGUGGGACAAGUGCCGCGACGCGUCCAUUACGAGCAGGUGGAUCGCAGAGGUAAAGCAGCAGCAGGAGGGGAUGUGGGAGUGGGAGAAGUUGACGGAUAAUAUGGUAUAUCAUCUCCAACUGAAUUUUGUCAUCGAGGAGCUUAGGGCGUAUGCCGACCGACGUGACGCCGAGCUCGGGAUCGAGCCAGGCCCGUUCGACAUGAUAUUUCAAUCCGACUGUCUUAUCCCAGAUUCUCUCACUCAAGAACUGAAAGACGCAGUAAGACCUCUUGAAGAUGUGCCCGACGCCGAGAAGGAUUGGCAUCCAGGAUCUGACCAGCGCGUGAUCGACCUCGUUCACCCCUCCAUCUGCCCUCUCGUCUACAGCGAGUCGUGGGGGACGUCAUCUGGGACCGUGAAGACGUUCUCCUAUGAAAAGGAGGAUGACGGGAGGGAAGAGAUCGACCCUGUGUUCCUGUCGGAGCGGUUCCAGUGGCUACCGUCUGACUUCAUGGUUUCUGCGGAAGGAACAGUCAAGCUCACCUCGCCCUACAUUAACAACAUCUCUCCCGAGCAUCACGAUGCGCUCGUCCCCACGAUCAAACGCGUCAUGAGCCGCGCAGUGCCCAUGUGGGAGCUCGUGCUUUCUGAGCUGGGAGGGAGUAGGACCCGCAGAGUGCGUGAUCCAUGUUGUGUGUGGGAUGAAGACGACAUGAAUGCGGGGGACGAAGAAGACCAAGACAAAGAGGAUGAUGAUGAAGACAAGGAUGAUGUCCGUGUCGCCCAACGCCAGACUGAAAAGGCCCGGCAGAGGGCGAAGGAGAGGCAGGAGAUUGAAGCAAGGGCCGAGAAUAUGAUUGCCUUCCCUGAAUGGACUCGCGUUCGCGUCCUGCGCGCAAAUUUGACGUUGCCCGACGCACUCGACCAUUACGACGCUCCAGAUGAUGCUCAGAUGAUUACACUGCGCGAACGACCAAUUCAGGUAAUAGUGAAGCUGGCAAAUAUAGUCUUGACCCCGGAUAAACCUGAAUAUCCCGGUGGUGUGUGGCACGUCGAGGGCAUGGGGAACGAAUCCAUCGUGUCGACCUUCAUCUACUACUACGACUCCGACAAUAUCGAGCCCGCUUCCCUUGGUUUCAGGCAGGCUGUGGCAUCCCCUCCAUACCACCAGCAAGAUGACGUGGCCUGCAUGAUAAUGCUUUACAAUCUACGACGUGAAGACGCUCUUAUCCAGGACGUGGGCUCGGUGCAGACCAAAAGUGGCCACUGCAUCGCGUUCCCUAACGUUUAUCACCAUCGCGUUUCUCCCUUCAAGCUCAUCGACGCAAGCAAACCUGGUGUACGAAGGAUCCUAGUCUUCUUUCUUGUCGAUCCAACUCGACGCAUCCCGUCCGCCACCACCUCAGUUACCACCGCCAUCACCCGGUUGCACCCCCGCGGGGGUCCUACUGGGUACCCUCAGACGUAG
Messenger RNA from Mycena citricolor, 1602 nucleotides. Lineage: Eukaryota; Fungi; Basidiomycota; Agaricomycetes; Agaricales; Mycenaceae. The record is from the annotation of a GenBank genome assembly.